Molecule: messenger RNA, 903 nt
Organism: Triplophysa rosa
Lineage: Eukaryota; Metazoa; Chordata; Actinopteri; Cypriniformes; Nemacheilidae
Gene: rgs7b
Product: regulator of G protein signaling 7b
Exons: 5
Coding region: 307-903 (198 amino acids)
Biological process (GO): regulation of G protein-coupled receptor signaling pathway; G protein-coupled receptor signaling pathway
Source: RefSeq, a predicted model, not a curated record
GGGUUAUUUACAAUAUUAUAAUAUAGCAAGUAUCAACAUGAUAUUAGUCCUCAUGGUUAAUAAUAUUACUGUUAGUGACACUGAGAUGUUUGAAGGAUCAGCAUGAUUAGCAUUAAAACAUGUACUAAUAGCAUAGCAUGCAAAUAUAAUGUAUGUGUUAAUGAAAGUUAAAUGUAAGAUGUCAGGGUUGUAGUCACAUUAGCACUAGAUAGUGUGAAGACUAUACAGUAUACAGAGUGUACACUAGAUCCUCGUUCAUAUGUCAUCACAUGCUGAGUGUUUCUCUUUCAGAUACAGCAGUGGCAGAUGCAGUUAGACAGGCAUCGCUUAAAAAUGUCUAAAGUUGCAGAGAGUUUGUUGAGUUUCUCAGAGCAGUAUAUGGAGUACGACCCCUUCUUCACUACACCAGAACCUUCAAACCCCUGGAUCUCUGAUGACACCACAUGCUGGGAGCUAGAGGCCAGUAAAGAAGCGGGUCAGCAGAGGGUGAAGCGCUGGGCGUUUGGCUUUAAUGAAGUAUUGAAGGAUCCGGUCGGGAGAGAACAGUUCCUGACGUUUCUGGAGUCUGAGUUCAGCUCUGAGAAUCUGAGGUUUUGGUUGGCCGUUCAGGAGCUGAAGAAGCGGGCGAUUCGUGAGGUGCCCAGCAGGGUGCAGGAGAUCUGGGAGGAGUUUCUUGCUCCUGGAGCUCCGAGUGCCAUCAACGUGGACUCCAGGAGUUACGACAAAACCACUCAGAAUGUGAAAGAUCCCGGCCGCUACACGUUUGAAGACGCUCAGGAGCACAUCUAUAAACUCAUGAAGAGUGACUCGUACAGUCGCUUCAUCAGAUCCAGUGUCUAUCAGGAGCUUCUGCAGGCAAAGAAAAAGGUAAUAGCUCCCAAACGCCUGGAAACCGCCAUCUAA